This is a messenger RNA of Penicillium chermesinum, 564 nucleotides long. RefSeq lists its product as uncharacterized. The transcript has 3 exons. The record is from RefSeq and is a predicted model, not a curated record. Gene Ontology annotation, molecular function: oxidoreductase activity, acting on the aldehyde or oxo group of donors, NAD or NADP as acceptor. Lineage: Eukaryota; Fungi; Ascomycota; Eurotiomycetes; Eurotiales; Aspergillaceae. Bases 1 to 564 code for a protein of 187 amino acids.
AUGUCCAACCAACAUACGGACCCGGAACUGACAUUGUGGGCAGUUGGUGAUGGCGGAAGCGCGGAGGCCCAAAGGUACACUCGUAUAGUCAACAAACAUCCAGGAGAGCACUACGACCAGGGCGCAUUAUACGUCUCUGUUCACUACGAGCCACACGGCGUCUGCGCAGCCAUCGUGCCCUUCCACGGGCCCCAGGUGCACACAGGCUGUAAAGUCGCACCUGCGAUCGCAGCCGGAAACACGACCGUGCUGAAGCCCUCAGAGCAAGCCCCGCUGACGCUGAUGCGGAUCAUGGACCUUGUUUCGGAGAUUCUGCCAAAGAACGUUUGCCGCAGUCCUUCGUCGAACAUCCUAGGUCAAAAUGGUUUCUCGUUCACGGGCAGUCUGCCCGUCAGCACCAAGAUAGCCGGGGUGGUGGGCAAAAGCACCAAGUCCAUUAUCCUGAAGCUCGGGGAUAAGAAUGUAUUGGUUAUCUUCGACGCCAUAGACCUGGACCGGGUCCUCCCGGUCGCGAUCGAAGGGGCCUUUUUUGAUAACUGCUAUGCAUGCACUGAUACAUCAUGA